AUGCCGUUUGGUUUGCGCAACGCGGCCCAAUCCUUCCAACGCUUCAUCGAUGACCUCUUGCGGGGUCUCUCAUUCACUUAUGUCUACAUUGACGACAUACUCGUCGCAAGUUCUUCGGCAGAGGAACACGCCUCGCACUUGCGCCAGAUAUUCGACCUUUUCCAGCAACAUGGUCUGCAAUUAAACGUGGACGAAUGUAUCUUUGGCGUCUCUUCUCUAGAGUUCCUUGGUCACCACGUCGACAAGAAUGGAAUCACACCGCUGUUAGAGAAGGUGCAGAGCAUCCCGCCAUUCCCUGUCCCCAAGACUAACUAAACUGCGGCGUUUUAUAGGUCUUCUCAACUAUUACAGACGUUUUAUCCCCUAAUGUGCGGCGACCCUAGCUCCCUUAACUGACCUUCUAAAGUCUAAAGCAAAGCCGAUCGAACUUCCUCCAGCAGCUCACUCAGCCUUUGAGGCAGUUAAGAAAGCUCCUCCUGAUGCCAUUUCGCUUCACCACCUCAGCUCCGAUCCCCACGCAUAGCUGAUCUCGACGCUGUCGGCGCAGUCCUGCAUAAACAGAUGAAUAACCAGUUGCAGCCGUUGGCUUUCUUUUCACAGAAGCUACAACCGGAGCAGACUGGAUACAGUACUUUCUCUCGCGAACUCCUUGCCAUCUACUUGACCAUUCGUCACUGUCGACACCUCUUAGAGGGCAGAGAUUUUACGGUUCACACCGACCACAAACCUCUCACUUACGCCCUCAAGGCCAAGCCAGAUCGGUACUCGCCCAGGGAAGUUCGUCAUCCAGACUAUAUAUCGCAGUUUACUGCAGAUAUCCGCUACUUCCAAGGCAGCGACAAUGUCGUUGCUGAUGCAUUAUCCCGUCCGGACAUCAACACACUUACAUCCGAUUUCGACCUGGCGAAGCUUGCAGACCUCCAAUCAUGCGACAAGUCCAUUGACGACCUGCGUUCUACUACUACUCUGCAACUUCGAGAUGCACCACUUCCCGCAUCACCAGGCACGAUUUUAUGCGACUGGUCCACAGGAACUCCCCGACCUGUUGUUCCACUAUCCUACCGCAAGACAGUGUUUGACCAUUUCCAUUCCCUGUCACAUCCUGGCAUCCGCGCUUCCCGUAAGCUAAUCGCUGCUCGUUUUAUCUGGCCGAAGAUGAACUCUGACAUUGGUCUUUGGACUAGGCAGUGUUUAGCCUGCCAGAAGAAUAAAAUGCACCGCCACACAUUUUCCCCACCAAGAACAUUCGCCGUUCCAGAUGUUCGAUUCCACCACGUCCACUUGGAUUUGGUUUGUCCGCUACCCCCUUCCCGCGGAUACACGCAUAUUCUGACAGCGGUUGACCGUUUCACACGAUGGCCGAUUGCCGUUCCCAUCUCAGAUACCUCGACAGAAAAUAUCGCCAUGGUUUUUCCGACGCAUUGGAUUUCAACUUUCGGUGUUCUAGCCGCCCUUAAUAAUAAUAAUAAUGAUUUUUAUUAAAGACCCGUCGGGAUCCCAUCAAAGCAAGUAAAAAUAAAUUUACAUGCGAAUUUUAGACGAGGUGGGCAAAAUCUGUACAAAGUGCAAUACAUAGUUUUUGAAUUAGAAGUCCGUUACAAAAUGAUAAGCGAGGGGUGAAAAAAACUCCAUAUAAAAAUUUAAAAAUGAUUAGAUUAAUUUUACAGGAGAAAAAAACCCUCGAAAAAACAGACACAGAAAAAUGCGGGCAGGACUGGCCUGCAUGUGGCGGUAUAGAAUGGAUUAUAGUCGGACAUCGUCAGGACCGAAAUAAAUGUCAGCUGUAUAUGGCAUUGUAUAACGGACUUCAUGAAGGGGUAAGUAGGCGUGUCGGUCAGGACUGGCCUGUAUGUUGCCUUGAAUAAGGCAAAUAAGUGGCGAAAUUGAAAGCCAGUCUCGAGGCAAUAGGAACCCAGAUGCGGUCGUUUAAAUUCAUCCGAGUCCAUCCGAGGAUGGGGCAAGGGAGAUGCGACCAGCAUCCUGAAAGGGGUCAGCAUCCUGAAGUUUUUUUCGGCCGGAUUACGAGCCAAAAGAGCGAAUGGACAAAAAAUUCAGGUCAAAAGGACAUUUCUCUGGCCGAAGGCCGUCAUUCGGACAGUCUAACCGAUGCAAAGAUGCCAGCUCCUGAGGCUGCUCGCACCAGUGGCCGCUGUCUAGAAAUCUAUUACACUAACUGUCAGAGUCUUCUCAACAAGCUAGAUGAACUCAGAUUACUAGCCUCUGAACAGAAGCCACACAUAAUUGUCCUAACAGAGACAUGGUUGACUGAGGAAAUAAGUAGUAGUGAAGUCAGUAUUGAAGGCUACCAACUGUUCCGUUGUGACAGAUUUCAGCGUAGAGGAGGAGGCACAGCGAUUUAUGUGUCAAAUGAAACUGCGUGCUGUCAACGAAAAAUAUCCGAUGGUGCGCCCCGAAAUUUUGAAAUAAUUUCAUGCAAGAUAUGUAUCAAACAAUUACCGACACUGAACCUGUGUGUUGUCUAUCGGCCUCCCAGCUCGAAUGAAAUCGCCGAUAUGGAAUUACUUAGUGUACUGGAGUUGUUGUGUAAGCAGGAGAACUUACUACUUCUGGGUGACUUCAACGCUCCAGGAAUGGACAGGAACAUUCCCCUAACAAACGCCCCGUCCAGGUCAUUUGACCACAAGCUAUUAGAACUCUCCCUGAAUUAAAACCUCAUUCAACACAUAAAAUUCGGAACAAGAAUGAGAGAAGGACGACGAUCUAACUGUUUGGACCUCGUUUUCAGUAAAGAAGAAGGACUCAUAAGAGAAGUGAAUCCACAACCUCCACUCGGUUUAAGCGAUCAUAUUGCUUUUACCUGCGUAUGCUCUCUCCUAUCCAACCAACAACCAAAAAUCAAGACGCGCAGAAAUAUUUGGAAGGGUGACUUUAACGCAAUGAGACGCAAUCUUUUGGAGGAAACCUGGUUGGUCAACACAGAAGAUUCAGACUAAUUCUGGCAGCACUUUCGCGGGAUUAUAGAGCGUCUAACUGAUUCCCGUUGUCCAAUAAAAAUGACAAGACCAUGUGCGCGACCGCCGUGGGUCAAUCCGACGACAAAAGAGACUAUGAAGAAGAAACAGAGACUCUGGAAAAAGUAUUUGCAACUUCGAGAUCCAAAGUCCUUCGUCGAAUAUAAGGAUCAGCACAAUAAAUGCCGCAGACAAAUACGGGUUGCUAGAACUUCUUCUGAGCGCCAACUGAUAGCAGAAUCCAUUACCUGUCCCAAGAAGUUUUACGGGUACAUCCGCAGUAGGAGGAAACAUAGGGACGAUAUCGCGUGUCUAAAGGAUAGCCUCGGAAACUUAUUAGUUGAAGGGCCGUAUAAAGUGCGAUUACUGUCUCAGUUUUUUCAGUCGGUUUUUACGAAAGAGUCCUCAGAAGACAAUCAGCAGUUUGAAAUGGACCGAGACAGCCGGGAGCUUCAAAUGCGCCAAGAUGUUGCCGUCAUUGAAACCGUCGCCUUUUCCGUCGAAGAAGUCAGACGCGUCCUCAGUCAAAUAAAACCUGAUAAGUCUCCUGGACCCGACGGAAUUCACGGGCUGAUACCUAAGGAUCUAUCAACGGCGCUGUCAAAGCUUCUUUCGACUAUCUUUGAGUUGUCAAUGAGAACAGGAAGGCUGUCCUCACAGUGGAAGACAGCAAACCUCGUUCCAUUGCAUAAGGGAGGUAGCAGGAUGGCAGCAAGCAGCUUUAGGCCUAUUAGCUUAACUUGCCUCCUUUCCAAAACGAUGGAAGCUCUAGUAAGGAGCGUUAUACAGCAAUUUUGUGAAGAAAAUAGCAUCUUGCAGGAUUUUCAACAUGGCUUCCGGAGAGGACGUUCCUGCAUCUCAAAUCUGCUAGCUUGUCUGGAGAUCUGGACCAGGGCCCUAGAAGAGGGUUUUGAGGUCGAUGUCGUGUACAUCGAUUUCCGCAAAGCUUUCGAUACUGUUCCGCACCAACGUCUUCUUCAUAAAUUGAGCGCCAUCGGCAUCUGGGGAGAUCUUCUGAACUGGAUUAGGGCGUUUCUGGUUGAUCGGAAACAACGUGUCUGUAUCGGAGAUGAUAUGUCAGAAUGGGUGAACGUGACCAGUGGUGUGCCGCAAGGCUCAGUUCUGGGACCAUUGCUCUUCAUCCUUUACGUUAACGACAGCCUUCAGGAACUCGACUGCAUCAAAAUAAUGUUUUCAGACGAUGUUAAGCUCUGGAAAGUCAUUAAGGGUCCGAAUGAUUAG
Messenger RNA from Spirometra erinaceieuropaei, 4214 nucleotides. The record is from the annotation of a GenBank genome assembly. Lineage: Eukaryota; Metazoa; Platyhelminthes; Cestoda; Diphyllobothriidea; Diphyllobothriidae.